Molecule: messenger RNA, 687 nt
Organism: Sparassis crispa
Lineage: Eukaryota; Fungi; Basidiomycota; Agaricomycetes; Polyporales; Sparassidaceae
Exons: 1
Coding region: 1-687 (228 amino acids)
Source: RefSeq, a predicted model, not a curated record
AUGCCGUGGCUUAAACGCCUCAAUCCGAUGAUCAACUGGGAAACCGGCGACUUUUGGUUUGGUAAAGACGCCAAAUGGCCACCGAAACCCACCGUCGAAGAUGCACCAGAUGAAGAAGUUUCGAUUUUCAAGGAAGAUGGACUCCCAGAGUUAAUCACCACCGAAACUUCCCCUACCUCGUUUGGGCAUUCAGAAUCUAUCAGAGAAAUCGUGGCCGAUAACACUGAGCGUGGUGAGUUACCCGCAGUGCGGAAUGAUACUGAACCAGAUGACCCACCAUCAGAACCCUCUAUGGAUCAGCUCAAUGAUGAUGAUCUAGUUAUCUCCUAUAUCGCAGGAGAGCAAGUUAUUGGGAUAUUUGAACCCAUCAGGAAGGAGUCACCUUUGACAAAUGAAGAGACUGGAACUGCAGUCUUUACCAUACGAAGAGGCCCCGCCAUUAGAAGAAUGACACACAGUACUCGAUCCCCAUUAUUCUGUAAUGCACAGAAUACGAUCUUUUACAAACCAUCUGGUAAAUCACAAGAAUUGGCACAACAGGCACACAAGGAAGCAUCAGCUGUAGACAAACCCAAAACCGUCGAGGAGUUGGUCCCUAACUACCUCCAUGAUUUGAAGUCCAUUUUUGAAAGAAAGCAGCUGAACGCUUUUCAGAAACCAGGCCUUGGGACCACGCCAUUGAUUUGA